Molecule: messenger RNA, 2010 nt
Organism: Triticum dicoccoides
Lineage: Eukaryota; Viridiplantae; Streptophyta; Magnoliopsida; Poales; Poaceae
Product: zinc finger CCCH domain-containing protein 28-like
Exons: 10
Coding region: 1-1638 (545 amino acids)
Biological process (GO): regulation of RNA splicing
Molecular function (GO): RNA binding; metal ion binding
Source: RefSeq, a predicted model, not a curated record
AUGCAGCUGCUCUCGGCGGCCUGCCGUGCCCUCUCCCUUGUCCUCGUAGUGCUGCUCCUCUCAGCCACCGGCGCCGCACCGGUCGAUGGCGACACGGCGUCCAGCAGCAACGCGGCGGCGUUGACGGCGGCGGGCGGCGUCAACUCCUCAUCGCCCGCGUCGGCGGUCGACGAGACCAUAGAGACGUACCUCUGCCACAUCUGCCUCGGCCGCGACCUGUUGAACAGGAGGGUCUGCCCCACCUACUGGCCCGACUGCCACGCCCUCUGCGACCCGCACCCGCCGCCCGCCGGGCCUCCUGCAUUGCCGGCCGCCCCCAACCGCGAUGAUCCGUGCUACGUCGUGAAGAUAUACAACAACGGCACCCACGCCGUCGUCCAGUACCUGGACUGCAGGCUGACCCGCUGGUGCUCCCUCACGUGUGGCGGAGGCGACGACGUGAGAGCCUUGGGUGCUGCUGCGACCUCCCCCGCGCCAGCAGCUCCGUCGUCCCUUCAGGGCAUGCCGCCGCCGCGCGUCGCCGAAAGGCGGGUGUGCAACUCGCAGAUCUUGUCACAUCCGACCCCCCGCAGCGCCCCCUCCUCUGUCGUCUCUCUCGCGGUCUUCUCCUCUCCCCCCAUGGCCUCCGCCGAAAUCCCCAACGCCGACACCGCGGAACCCAACCCCAGCCCCAACCCCGCCGCCCGUUCGCCGUCGCCUCCGCUCCCGCCGCGCAAGCGCCGCCUCUCCCUCUCCCCUUCACGGUCCGCCUCCCCCAGGCGCUCCGUGUCUCGCUCCCGCUCCCCCCGCGACCGCCGCAGCCGCAGCCGCAGCCGCAGCCGGAGCCGCAGCCGCAGCCGCAGCCGUAGCCGCAGUCGCAGUCGGAGCCGUAGUCCGCGCCAGCCCGAAGGCAAGCGGCGGCGGCAGAACGACCUCACCGUCGAGGCGUGCCGCGACUACCUGCGCGACAGGUGCACCCGCUCCGACCUCGAGUGCAAGUAUGCGCACCCGCACCAAUCCGUUUCCGUCGACCGGGACUCCAAGGUGACGGCAUGCGCGGAUUCGCUGAGGAACAACUGCUUCCGGGGCAGAACCUGCCGCUACUACCACCCGCCUCCUCACAUACAGGAGUCGUUGCUGAGAUCAAUUGGUUUGGACGUCCCACAGGUGAAGACGGUUUGCAGAGAUUUCGCACGUGGGCGAUGUUCAAGAUCAGCAAAUGAGUGCCGCUUCUUGCACCAUUCAUCUGUUCAAGAGUGUGCAAUUGUUUGCCAAGAUUUCUUGCGUGGGAGGUGUGAGCGUAUAUCAUGUAGGUACACUCAUGUCAUAGCACAACCAAUGCUACCCCCACCAAUGAGGGAUGUUCCCAUGCAAAUGCCAUAUCCUGAGAUGGUUUACAUGCCACCACCACCACCACCACUGGGAGUACCUAUGAUGGCUCCUCCUCUCUCACCUCCUAGAGGUUUUGCUGAUAACAAGAACACAGUGGAAGUUUGCAGGGACUACUUGAAGAAAAUGUGCAAUAGAGAAUCAUGUAGAUUUGCACACCCUGAUUCACAAACUGAGGUGGCACAUGACAAGGUUGAAGUUUGCCGUGAUUUUAAACGAGGAGAAUGCACUCGACCUACAUGCCGCUUUUACCACCCAUCCUCAAGCUGAAGUUCUGUUAGAUAAAUCUUGCGUGCCUCACUCUGCUGCUGCUUCUGCUGCUGCUAAUCCUGCUACUGCUGCGAAAGAGCUGCCGCGCUGGCUGUUGUGCUGCUGCUAAGGUGCCAUAGAGUAUUGAGACCCUCACAAAGUGCCAUGUCCCUGGAAGAAAAACAAACUUGUUACUAUCGUGUGAUGUUCAGAUGGUUUGCUUGAACUUGACUCAGCUUUGGAUAGCCUUCUUCACAAUGGACUCUGCAUGUGUGGUUGUGUAUUUGCGUUCAUAAAGAUGUUUUUAGACUUUUAGCUGCGAGUUGCUUUGGAGUUUUGCAUAAUUGAAUCUUGUUUACCAUCAGUUGUAACCCUUCACACUUGGUUGGUUCA